GACGUUUCCCACAACGUUUCGGCGCGAAGGAAACGCUGACUGAACUCGGAUUCUGCGGGCGUUGCGCGAAUUAUCCGGAUCCUCCAUUUUCUUUUCUUAGUCAGUUAUUCAGUUAACAGAGAGAGACGAGAAAAGAGCAGACUUUCACAAUGGCGACGAAAGGAAAAGGUGGACCCCCAAAGCUGAACCAAUUUAUGCAUCCUCGCAACCCUUAUCGCACUCCGCCGAGUUUUAAGAAGCUUGCAAUGCAGUAUCCAGAGUUCAGGGCGCAUUGUACAUAUGACCUGUCCGGCAAGGUGCGCUUGGACUUUAAGAACUGUGAUGCAUUGCGGGCGCUAACAACAUGUCUUCUAGACCAAGACUUUGGCCUCAAGGUGGAUAUACCUGAUGGUCGUUUGGUACCAACACUUCCUUUACGUCUCAACUACCUUCUAUGGAUAGAGGAUCUGAUGACACUCUCAGCAAGAACAGAUCAGAAAUGUACAAGAAUCGGAGUGGAUAUUGGUACUGGAUCAGCUUGUGUUUACCCAUUGCUUGCUGCUAAACAGUUUGGUUGGAGCAUGUUAUGCACUGAGGCAGAUGAAAUUAGCUAUGAAAGUGCAGUUAAUAAUGUUAAGAAGAAUAGUAUGCAGGAUGAGAUUUUUAUCAAGAAGGUCCAAGAGAAUGUAAUCUUGAAGAAUGUUUUGGAUGACGAAACAAGUCUAGCAGAGAUUACUGCUUUACGAGCUAAGGAAGAAUCGAUGGACAAGCCUCAAGAUUCACAAGAUCCGCCUGGCAAAGCAGAAGUGGAACUUGAGACGAAUGACAAGAAAGAUCUGGAAAGCAGUAAUUACAUCUUUGACUUCACCAUGUGUAAUCCACCCUUUUUUGGUUCAGAAGAGGAAAUACACACCAUGAACAAGAGCAAGAAAGGCAGAGGAGAACCUGUUAGUGUUCCAACAGGUGCUGUGCAAGAGAUAGUUACUUCUGGAGGAGAAAUAUCAUUUAUUACACAAAUGAUUGAGGAAAGUUCUCAGUUGAAAGAUAAAGUAAGGAUGUUCACAACACUAAUUGGAACCAAAGCAGACAUUAAAAAAAUAAAACAAGUUUUAGCCACUGUUAGUCCUGCACAUUCAUCAGUUACAGAGUUCUGCCAAGGAAGAACCAUGAGAUGGGGACUUGCAUGGACUUUCGACCCAAAGUUGCAACUGAAUCAAGUAAUGAGUAAGAAACAAAUGGCAAAUACCAAGCCAAUGGUAAUGAUAAUGCCUCGCAGCUUAUUGACAGCGUACUCUGUUCCAGCAGCAUGGCGAAUGGUUGCAAAAUGGUUGCAUUAUCUAAAGGUUAAGGUGCGUGUCUUCAAGAAUACAAAGUAUUUUGUAGGUGCUCAUGUUAAAGCAUAUAAACCAACUUGGUUACAUCAGAGAAGGAAGAAACGAGAGCUCGAUCGCAGAAAUAAAGAAAAGACACACAAGACUGAAGAGUCCGAUGACGUGGAAAUAUCUGGUGAGGGAGAGACCUUGUGUACAGAAGAAAGGAAUGAGCAGCAUCAAGACCUCAUAGAAGAUGACACAAUGAAUCAGAAUGAAGAACUUUCAGUUGAACAAGCAACAGAAAGGCAACAAACACACAAACGGAGUAAAGAUGAGUGUGAAGAAAGCCAGGAAGAGAGUACUCAUGAAAGGAAGAAACAAAAAGUUUUCUCAGAACAAUUAAAUAAGUCAACAAAUGGAUCAGAAGAGAAACCCAUACCAUAUCAUAUGCUAUCGCCAAAUGACUCGGGUAUUGGAAACAGCCCAGAUAAAGAAAUAUCUUCUAAUUCAGAGUUCCUGAAGCAGAUUAGUGAAAAACUACACAAGCAAAAAGAACCACAUGUGCAUCAGGCAGGUGGACUGGAGUGCAUUCUUAGGUUUAACAUCCAUUUGAAGCAAGCAGGAGGACUUAUCAGUCUGGAAUUGACAUAUCUUGGUGGCUCAGCUAGUAAAAAUGGUCUUGGGCAGUUGCUUCUGUUUAUGAGAAACCAGCUGACAAAUCCAACUAUUUGAAACCGUAAAAUGUCUGAGCAGUAAUCCAAAGACUACUAUUUUGUUAAGGUUCUAGUUAAUUUGUUAAUAAAAUUGAUUGAAUUUUUCACUUACAUUG
Molecule: messenger RNA, 2121 nt
Organism: Penaeus vannamei (Pacific white shrimp)
Lineage: Eukaryota; Metazoa; Arthropoda; Malacostraca; Decapoda; Penaeidae
Product: RNA N6-adenosine-methyltransferase mettl16
Biological process (GO): rRNA base methylation
Cellular component (GO): nucleus
Molecular function (GO): 23S rRNA (adenine(1618)-N(6))-methyltransferase activity
Source: RefSeq, a predicted model, not a curated record